This is a messenger RNA of Clarias gariepinus (North African catfish), 4313 nucleotides long. It is a transcript of the gene tfe3a, whose product is annotated as transcription factor binding to IGHM enhancer 3a. The coding region runs from base 462 to 2138 and encodes 558 amino acids. The transcript has 10 exons. Gene Ontology annotation, molecular function: RNA polymerase II cis-regulatory region sequence-specific DNA binding; DNA-binding transcription factor activity, RNA polymerase II-specific; protein dimerization activity. The record is from RefSeq and is a predicted model, not a curated record. Gene Ontology annotation, cellular component: nucleus. Lineage: Eukaryota; Metazoa; Chordata; Actinopteri; Siluriformes; Clariidae. Gene Ontology annotation, biological process: regulation of transcription by RNA polymerase II.
CUCCAUGGCUCGCUCCAGUACUUGUGUGGAUCUCAUGGGCUAGAUGAGUCAUUUCAAGCGAAGGCUUCCGGACAUCAGAGCUGGUCAGGCUUAAUUAAUUAAGCAAUAGCUUAAUGAAGAAGUAAUUUAAAGAAGGGAGACAGAUAGCUAGUUUAUCUGUGUGUGCUUGUGUGUGUAUGUGAAUGUGCAACACUUUUUCGGAGCUAGAUAGUAACUAGGCUUGGUUUGUUUGUUUUUUUCCAGCGGCGUAACUUAGUCAUGUUGUUUUGAUUCAUUUAAAAAAAGAUCAAAGAGCAAAGAAACAAGAUCAAACAACUGCUUAUGUUAAGUAUUACCGUUAACAGGCAAAUUGAAAAGAUAGAUACAAAAUACAUAAGGUUUCUGUAUUUUUAUCCUGAAUAAGGGUUUAAGAGUUAAGAAAAAAGAAAAGAUACAACAGCAGGUUUUUUUGUUCUGGAGAAAUGUCCGGGCUGUCUUUAAAACCUCAGCAGCAGCAGGGGGAAGAAAAGGACAAUCCGGAUUUGGAGAAGAGGAGCAGACAGGUAGAGCUACCUGGAGAGCAACAUCAGACUGUCUUCGUCAUCCUUGAUUCAUCUGAAUCUCUUAACUUGCUGAGCGUGGAACCACUUUUACCCGAGUCAGGAAUCGUUGCUGACAUCGAGGUGGACAGCAUCCUCACAUCCGAUUCGGACACCUUCUAUCAGCUCAAGAGUCAGCCCAUUACAGUCAGUGGCUCACUUGCCCCCGCUGCUCCUGCUGUGACCCUGAGUACGUCCGCCAUGUCCUCACGGGUGUUGCUGAGGCAGGAGCUGAUGAGGCAGCAGGCGCAGGACCAGGAGAGGAGAGAGGCCCAGCAGCAGGCGUCCAGCGCUCAGCUCAGGCCUCUGGACUCCACUCCCGCCAUCUCCGUCUCGUCCUCUCUGCCCAACGCUCGUCCAACGACCACGCAGGUCCCGGUGGAGAUCCUGAAGGUGCAGACUCACCUGGAAAACCCGACUAAGUAUCACAUCCAGCAGGCACAGAGGCAGCAGGUGAAACAGUACCUCUCUCACACCCUCGGAAACAGAGGGGUCAGUCAGACGCUGGCCGUGUCGCCCUCGCCUCAAUCAGGCUCCGCCCCCGAACUGGCUCCGGCCGCCAGCAGCACUCCCAGCAGCCCACUGGCCGUGCUUAGCCUCGGCUCAAAUAAAGAGGAGAUCGACGGCGUGAUCGAUGACAUCAUCAGCCUGGAGUCGAGUUUAAAUGAUGCCGAGUUCAUGACGCUGAUUGACACCGGCCUGCAGCUGCCCAACACGCUGCCAGUCUCGGGAAAUCUCCUGGAUGUCUACAGCGGUACCGGGAUGACCACGCCCACCAUUACCGUCAGCAACUCCUGUCCGGCAAACCUGCAGAACGUCAAGACCGAGCUGACAGAUGCUGAGGCUAAAGCUAUCAUCAAGGAUCGGCAAAAGAAAGACAAUCACAACCUUAUUGAGAGGCGGAGGAGAUUCAACAUCAAUGACCGCAUCAAGGAACUAGGAGACCUCGUUCCCAAGUCUUGCGACCCUGAGAUGCGCUGGAACAAGGGCACCAUCCUGAAGGCGUCGGUGGAUUACAUCCGCAAGCUACAGAAGGAGCAGCAAAGGGCUAAGGAGAUGGAGCAGAGGCAGAAGAAGCUGGAGCACACCAACCGCGCGCUGCUGCUCCGCAUACAGGAGCUGGAGAUGCAGGCUCGUGUCCACGGCCUCGCUCCGUCUCAGAUUCCAGAAGCCAUCGUCGUUCAGCAGCAGCAGCAGCAGCAGCAACAGCAGCUCACAUCUGUACUGUCCGGCGCUGACCCUGCCCCCAAAACACUCCUCACUCUGGGCGGCCCGCCAUUAAACCACACCCACGUCUCCUCGUUACUCUCCCCUCCCCCUUCCGCCUCUCCAGUGGGCGGGGUCAUGACCGUCCCACUGGACCUGGGAACGCUGACCUUCGGCGAGCUGGACGACCACGCCUCCUCCAUGUUCAGCCCCGGUCUGAUGGCCGGAGAUAUGGGGCUGAGCGAUAUCCUGAUGGACGACGGCGGCGCCGACCCCCUGCUGUCCUCCGUGUCGCCGGGCGCCUCCAAGACCAGCAGUCGCAGGAGCAGCUUCAGCAUGGAAGAGGAUUUGUGAUGAUGGACGUGAACGCAGUUUAACGCUGAUUAGCAGGCUCUGUUAGCCAAAGCGAACGAACACAAGGCCCUCCAGCGCCUCUAUUCCUGCUUGCAAAAACACAACAAAACAAAAAAAUAAAAAAAACUGGCCAAUAGAGGGCGGUGUAUCCUGAGGUCAAUUGUCAAUAUAAUCAUCGUACUGUAAAAGAAAAGAAAAAAAGGAUGAAAAUGAUUCAAAUGCAGCAUGGCUCGUGACUCCUGCGCUGAUGAAGAGACGCGGUCUACAACUUUUACCUCUGAAUUUAAGAGGUAUCUGAGUUUACAAUAAGGAUUGUCGGAGCGGAGAGUUGUUCAGAAGACGACGUAUGAUGCUAGCGGACAUGCGUAGAUUUUAAGCAGACGUUUUAGAAUUUCCUGUCUUUAUCGUUCUGCCUUCGAAGCAGGAGUAGGCAUUUCACACAAACGCAUAUAUCAUGUCCAUAUUUUUUUUUGUUGUUGUUGUUUUGUUUUUUUUAAACAGCACAUACACAGUAUUGGUGAAAGAGCAGGGAUCGCGUUUUUCUGUUUUAUACGCCGCACUGGAUAGUGAGACACGCCCAAGUUCAUUCAUGUCUAUAGAAUAUAACAUAUACAUGGCGCUUCUUAUUUAAAGUCCUGUCUGGACGGGAUGAGUUUUCCAGACCCCGGGUCUGUUUAGUAAGAAGCAUUAAUUCAGCUUAAGAAGUUAGACACGGGAGCGUGUGUGUUAUUGUAGGCACAUUUUCCCAGAUCAACUUACAUCCUAUAAUGCAAGAUGGACUGUUUUGAUGUUUAUCGUAACCACAUGUCCUACGUCCAGUAUGUUUUACAUCAAAUAAUGAACCCCAGGCUGUGUUGGUCGAGUUUUUGGUUUGGAUUCAGGUUUUGGAGUGUCGGUGUAAUUUAGAAAAAACUCAUUUUCUUUCAUAGGAUGUGAUGAAAUCUUUUGCCACAUCAGUUUGUUUGGGAUUUUUCCCCGGGAUUAUUUGUUGAGAUCUAGAGUUUAAAAUGACUGACAUGACAUAUUAGCGUGGGACUAUAGCAAAAAUUGUCAAUGUAUUAAUUUAAUACAUUCACUCAGAGUUUCAGUCUACAUACGAGGGGCGUUCAAGUCAAACCGGGACUUUUGAUUGUACAUUUAACAACUGCUUUUUAAUCCCCUGCUACACUAAUGCACUUAUCCCUGCUUCUCACUAGUGUUUAGACAGCUUUGUCUCUGCGAUCCACUCGCUCGAUGCCACCUCGUCCGGGAUCGACGUGCAACCUUCUUCAAAACUUUUCCACUGUUCAAAUUAUUUUUUUGGGGGGGGGAGGGGGGCAGUUCUGCGGCUAAGUUUUCUCAACAUAAGUCUUGUAUGUUAAUGCUGGUUCAUUCUUCUGCUUAUCAGUGGACAAAUCCCAGUUUGACUUGAACAUCCUUGUGGAAAUCCCCUUACACAGAAUAUUGAUCAACUGGGGGAAAAGAGCACGAACAGAACCUUAUACAGAGUCAUUUUAUUAUUAUUUAAAAUAAAUAAUAAGUAAAGGCAAGGAGAAAUAUUAUAUUAAGCUGUAUAGAUAGAUAGAUAGAUAGAUAGAUAGAUAAAUGAAAUCUUUCUUUUCUUUUUUUUUAAGUAUAGCUAACUCAAUCUACUUUUUAUUUUAUAAUAAAACAACAUAAAUUACUCUGAAGCUGCAUCGGGGAUGAAUGUCAGUUUUGUUCAUUUGAAGAAGAAAAAAAAAAAAACGCAAAAACCAGGACAGAUUUAAAUGUGUGCCGGAUUACAUAAAUGUAUAUGUAUGUAAGGAUUAAAUGUAUAUUUUGUAUAUGCUAAGAAAAUGAGAUCCCGCAUUAAUGAAACAGUUCAGUCAGUCACAGGGUGUACUGGGUGUAAAACAGUAGUGACGCCACCUUGUGGAUUGAAAUUAAAGAUUUGAAUCUAAACAUCGAGAUGAAUGAAUUUCUGUUUGACGUUCAGCGUUUAAGGCUAAGGCGUGACUCGCCUUGUAGGGAGGUGAUCCAGUAAGGAUCCGGCAUCAGUCGUGUUAAUAAUUCCGCGCACAACACCUUUUCACGUAUAACAUAAGCAGAUAGCGUAGAGAUCGUAAUAAUAUACAUUACCUGUACGUCAGCAACCAUCCUGUCCUGAAGUUAAAAAAAGUAAUAAAUCAAUGAAAAUCUCGCUUCAGUCGGAUG